Messenger RNA from Hibiscus syriacus, 1963 nucleotides. RefSeq names its product NAC domain-containing protein 75-like. NCBI's taxonomy places the organism in Eukaryota, Viridiplantae, Streptophyta, Magnoliopsida, Malvales, Malvaceae. The coding region runs from base 136 to 1557 and encodes 473 amino acids. Gene Ontology annotation, molecular function: transcription cis-regulatory region binding; DNA-binding transcription factor activity. Gene Ontology annotation, cellular component: nucleus. The record is from RefSeq and is a predicted model, not a curated record. Gene Ontology annotation, biological process: regulation of DNA-templated transcription. The transcript has 6 exons.
CUUAGAUCCCUAGUUUUUUGAUUUGGUUUGGUGUUUUCAAUCUGUUUGCUGUGUUCCAUAGAGAAGAAGCUAACCGGGACAUGGGUAUUUUUGCCGUGGAAUAAAGUCGGUUAUUUCGCACAAGAUUGAAGCAAUAUGAACAAGAGUAACUUGGGGUCCGUCAGCAGCUCCGAUCUCAUCGAUGCAAAGCUCGAAGAGCAUCAGCUGUGCGGAUCCAAGCAGUGCCCUGGUUGCGGUCACAAGCUUGAAGGAAAACCGGACUGGUUAGGUUUACCAGCCGGAGUUAAAUUUGAUCCCACAGACCAAGAACUGAUAGAACACCUUGAAGCUAAAGUUGAAGCUAAAGACAUGAAAUCUCACCCUUUGAUCGAUGAAUUCAUCCCCACCAUUGAAGGAGAAGAUGGCAUUUGUUAUACCCAUCCUGAGAAACUCCCAGGAGUAACCACAGAUGGGUUGAGCAGACAUUUCUUCCAUAGACCGUCAAAGGCCUACACCACCGGGACACGAAAACGUAGGAAAAUCCAAACCGAAUGCGACUUACAAGGCGGAGAAACGAGGUGGCAUAAGACCGGAAAGACGAGGCCGGUGAUGGUGAACGGCAAGCAGAAAGGGUGCAAGAAGAUCCUUGUCCUCUACACGAAUUUUGGCAAGAAUCGGAAACCGGAGAAGACAAAUUGGGUGAUGCAUCAGUACCAUCUCGGUCAACACGAGGAAGAGAAGGAAGGAGAGCUCGUGGUGUCCAAGAUCUUCUAUCAGACUCAACCGAGGCUGUGCAACUGGUCGGAUCGAACAACGACGACGACCGUAGAAGCAACCGAUGUCAUUGCCAAUGAUCCGAAUAGCCGACGAGAUAGUGGUAGUGGGAGGAGUUCUUCUUCGAAGGACGUAAUCCCUCUUAGAGAUGAAGUCACCGGAGUUGCAGCAGCUUUAUCGAGUUAUGCUGCCGGUGCUGCCAUGGAUAUCCAACAGUUAAAAUCCGAUCAUUUCAGUUUCACUCCAUUCAGAAAAAGCUUCGACGAGGUGGGGAUCGGAGAAGCUUCGGCCUCCAGGGAAGCUCCGGUUCAAGGAACUUGCGAAGAGAUACCUGAGCAUCUCCGGCCGCAUCAUAUAGCUCACGAUCAUCAUCAGCAACAUCACCACCACCAACAACAACAGCAACAACAACACACGCAUCAUCAGAUGGCUACGACGGCCUUCCAGAUUAGCAGGCCAUCGCAUCCUAUCUCCACCAUUAUCUCUCCACCUCCCCUCCACCACACCUCUAUCAUUCUCGACGACGAUUCCUUCAAUGUCUCCAGGAUAAUGCUUCAAAACGAAAGCUUCCAGCAGCAACAGCAUCAACAACAGCAGCAGCAGCAGCAGCAACAGCAGCAGCAGCAGGAGCAACAUUACAGACUGGGAGGAAGGUCUGCAUCAGGUUUGGAGGAACUAAUACUGGGUUGCACUUCAUCUUCAGAUAUAAAAGAAGAAUCAUCCAUUACAAACCCACAAGAAGCUGAAUGGUUGAAGUACUCUUCAUUCUGGCCUGAACCUGACAACCAGGAUCAUCAUGGGUAGAAGCAAAAAAAAAAGACAAAACAAAGGAAAUUCCUUACAGACAUCAUCAUUAUUAGUACUUGAAGCAUACUGGUCAAGUUCUUUUCAAGGAGAAAGGCCAAAGAAAAAAACCCAUCUAUUACUAUAGUUUUUCUCUCUCUUUUUUUAUUCUUUUUUUCUUCUUCUAAUGGGGGAGGACCAGAGGGACCUGGUUUACAUGUCUUUCAAAGUCUCGAAUGAACUAACUGCAAAACAGUCCAUGUUGGAAAGAGAGAAAGAACAAAAGGAAAAAGAAGAAGAAAGUAAAGAAAAGAAAGCAAGAGGUGGAAAAAGGCUGGUCUCUACUGACAAAUAGGAGUGCCAAAAGCAAAAAAAAAAAAAAAAAAAAAUCCCCUUCCCUGCAUGAAAAUCAACACAAUUAUGAUGA